UCCCUCUUUCACAAUUUGAUUCAAUUAUUCACUUUUUUUUUCUUGAAAACUACUGUUAGAUUCAGCAAAAACAUAUAGGAAUUUCAAUGGCAGAAAGCGAGCAAGAUAUGUUAUACGAUCCUUCUAAAAUCUUCAUCGGUGUCCGUUUUGUUCUUGCUGGGUUCGAUUCCCCGAAGAAAGAACAGGUCCGGUCCAAGCUUUUGGAGGCUGGUGGAGUUGACGUGAACGAAUAUGGCCCGGAUUGCACUCACCUCAUUGUUGAUAGAACAGUUUAUGAUGAUCCUCUGUGUGUUGCUGCCCGACAAGAUGGAAAAAUUUUAGUCUCUGGCUUGUGGGUUGAACACAGUUUUGAUGUGGGAAUGCCUGUCGAUCACCUCUCUAUUAUGUACAGACCUCCAAGGGAUUUGACUGGAAUCCCAGGUGCUAAAUCACUAAUACUGUGCUUAACUGGAUAUCAGCGGCAAGACCGAGAUGAUAUUAUGAUAAUGGUUGGGCUGAUGGGUGCAAACUUUUCAAAGCCAUUGGUUGCAAACAAAGUCACUCAUCUUAUUUGCUACAAAUUUGAGGGAGAGAAAUACGAGCUUGCCAAGAAAAUGAAGAAGAUAAAACUAGUGAAUCACCUGUGGCUAGAAGAUUGUUUAAGGGCCUGGGAAAUUCUUCCGGAGGCUAGCUAUGAUAAAAGUGGGUAUGAGUUGGAGAUGAUGGAAACCGAAGCCAAGGAUUCUGAAGAUGAACAAGACGAUAUUGCUGCAAUUGGCAGAGAGAGAGUUUCUUUCACUAGUCCUCAACACUCAAAGAGUCCCAAUCAAUUCCUCUUGAAGGAGGAAAUCUCUAGAAACAUCUCAGAGAUACACAUACAGACAGGUCUGUCAGAACUUGGAAACAAUAAGCAUCUGGGAUUAUCUGCUUCAAAGGAAUCGAAACCGGACCUGGUUACAACCUUUGAGGGAUCUGACAAGCGACAUCUUGAGACCCUUGGCACCACUGUGAGUAGAAAUGAAGAUGUGCCACAAAAUGGAAAUAGUCCGACUUCAGUUUCUAAUAAUGCUAGGAAGUCUCCUAAAUCUUGUUUGUCGAACAGUUGUGUUAAAAGUUAUUCCCGAGAAAAACCUAGAAAAAUUAAUCUCAUCAUUGCCACAGAACAAGUUGAGAGUGCAGGAUGUCCUCCCGCUAAUGCGGUGAGUCAACAUUGUGAUAACUUGAACAUCUCCUCAGAGAAAGAGCAGAAUGAAGCAGAAGUUGGUUCUGCAAACUUUCCUACAAGUAAUAUGUCAUGCCUGGAAAUGGGCCAAAGUGGUGUACUCCAUGAGAAAAGGAGGGUGGACAUGUUAUAUAACGGCUCUCUGGAAACUAGUCAUAAUCCAGAAAGCAUGUUAGAUGGUGGCCUGGGUGUUGAAAGUUAUUCCCUGAAAAAACCUAGAAAAAUUGGUCUCACCAUGGCCUUGAAACAAAUUGAGAGUGCAGGAUGUCCUCCCCCUAAUAUAGUGAGCCAACAUUGUGAUAAAUUGAACAUUUCCUCAGAGAAAGAGCAGGACGGAACUGUAGUUAGUUCUGCAAAAAUUCCUACAAGUAAAAUGUCAUGCCUUGAAAAGGGCCAAAGUGGUGUACUACCUGAGAAAUGGAAGGUUGAGUUACAUAAAAGCUCUCCAACAACUAGUCAUAAUCCAGAAAGCAUGGUAGAUAGUGACCUGGUGGAAGAUCGUGGUGAAGAGUUGGACAGACAUUUGUCAUUGCGCAACAAUAUCCAGUUUGGCAAGGGUGCAAGUCUUCAUCCCUUGCAGAAAUGUGAUUCUUCUAUUUUCACUUCCAUAAUACAAGAAAAUCAGCAAGAGUGUGAUGAGGAGGCAUUGCAAGCUGGCACUUGUGCAGUCAUGGGGUUAAGAAAGACUGCUUUGAGCAGCAAUUUGGACCCUGUUAAUGUUCACUCAUGUGAUACUGAGCAUUCUACUGGUGAACAUAACAGCCCGAGGAAUGAACUGCAAGCUGUCAAAAAUCCAUCUCCUGGCAAUGAAAGAGAAGAUGUUGAGAAGUUUAUUCGGAUGGCCGAAUUGGAAAAUGCCGUAGGAAAUACUAGGUCAGGGUCUAAGCCAUUAAAGAUAAAAACCCUUCCCAAGAAGACACUGGGAUCUGGACUAAGUCUCUGUGAAAGGGAUGCAAGAAAUCAGGAAGGUACUACAUUUCAUAACAAGACUGUUCCAUCAAAUGACUCUGCCCCUUCUGUGAGCUGGGGCAGAAAGGACAGAGAUCACCAAGAGGUUCUCAGCUUUGCAAAGGUUGAGAUUCCACCAGCAGGUAGUGCAGAAUUAAGCAAAGAAACAGAGAAAAGAAAGUACUUGGAUUCUGGAAAGGAAGAUGUUGAAAUAGCUGAAUCCAUAAAUAAUGAUGCUGAAACUUCAGAGAGCAAAGAGUAUGAUGAGUUGAAUGUCUUAACAGGUGAAGUCAGUGGAGUACCGCAGUUUCUGGUUACAUCUGCAGAGGAACUUGUGGUGAACGUGGAUGGGACUGAUGUGGAAGAUUGUGCUGUGAGGCAUGAUGCUGACAACAAGAACUCUGAAGCUCAAAAGACUAUUUCUGGCAAGGACACCAGGUCAAAUAAAUCAACUUCUGCAGAGAAUGAUGUAGAUGUGAAAAUAACCAAAGGCCCAAAAUAUUUAAUGAAGAGGUCAAACACAACUAAUAUAGCUGCUAAAAGAGCUGUAAUUUCCCGAAAAGUUGCCAAAAAGAAGAAGUCCGAAAAUGACAAAAAGAAGAAUGAGGAAACAGAGAAUGAAAAAGGUUUACCUGUACCAGGUGAACAAACAGUACUGGCACUUGAUCAUGAGUUGAACUCCAUGGAUGUGGAGAAGGAGAAUAGUCCUCUUAUUGAUGACCAAAGCACGAGAUAUAAUGAACAUGGAGCUGGCAAAAGUUCUCCAAAAUGUGAUAACAAAAAACCUCUAAAGGCUGAUGUUGCAAAUCCUCGCUCAUUGCAGGUUACUAAAGUAGGAACUGAGCAAAGGUGGUUUAUCCUUAGUGGGCAUCGACUGCUAAGAAAGGAAUUUGAGAAGGUCAUCAAACGUUUGAAAGGACAUGUGUGCAGAGAUUCUCAUCAAUGGUCAUAUCAAGCAACUCAUUUCAUUGUUCCUGAUCUAGUUCGCAGAACUGAAAAAUUGUUUGCUGCUGCAGCCUCUGGAAGGUGGAUCCUAAAGUCUGAUUAUUUAACAGCUAGCAAUGAAGCUGGAAGACUCUUGGAUGAAGAAAAAUAUGAAUGGCACAAAAAGGGCUUAACAGAAGAUUUAGCAAUCGACUUAGAAGCUCCAAGGAAGUGGCGGCUUCUGAGGGAGAGAACUGGACAUGGUGCAUUUUAUGGAAUGAAGAUAAUCAUUUAUGGAGACUGCAUUGUACCACCAUUGGAUACACUGAAGCGCGCUGUCAAGGCUGGAGAUGGUACUAUAUUAGCAACUUCACCUCCUUACACUCGCUUCCUUAACUCAGGUAUCGAUUUUGCUGUUGUCGAUGAGACCAUGCCCCAUUAUGAUAAGUGGGUUCAAGAAUUCCUAAGGUGUGAGAUACCUUGCAUUUUGGCUGAUUACUUGGUGGCUUAUGUGUGCAAGCCGGGUUAUCCUUGUGACAGUUAUGUACAAUACAAUACUCAUACUUGGGUAGAAAGGUCAUUGAAAAACCUUGAAGAUCGCUUGGAAGAAGUUGUUGUGGAUAUGGUGCCAUCAGAUGACAACAGUAAGAUAGAAUGAUGAUACACGUUGAUGAAACGGCCUCCAUGUAUGGAUUUGACAUUGGCAUUCAUGUUUUAUUACGGUGAUCCUCGACUUGAAUGUGUACUAGAGAGACUGGUUUAGCCCAGUCUAUAGGAAACAAGAGUAUUAUGUAGAUAAAGUAAAAUCCAGCUUGGAGGAAAGUAAUAAUCCUCUUCAUUAAGAUAGUACAAGCUGUGAGCUCCAUUUUAGUUGGUAAUUCUGGAUGUACAAAGUAGUUAUUUUGCUCCUUCUAUAGUUAGGUAUAUUGACCAUUUUAUAAAGAUCAAACACUUUGUUUAUCAUCUAUGUCAACAAGGCUAGAACAUGAAAA
Molecule: messenger RNA, 4065 nt
Organism: Solanum tuberosum (potato)
Lineage: Eukaryota; Viridiplantae; Streptophyta; Magnoliopsida; Solanales; Solanaceae
Product: BRCT domain-containing protein At4g02110
Exons: 10
Coding region: 87-3731 (1214 amino acids)
Source: RefSeq, a predicted model, not a curated record